Australozyma saopauloensis is the source of this 1722-nucleotide messenger RNA. RefSeq names its product mRNA-binding protein. Gene Ontology annotation, molecular function: zinc ion binding. The record is from RefSeq and is a predicted model, not a curated record. The coding region runs from base 1 to 1722 and encodes 573 amino acids. The transcript has a single exon. Lineage: Eukaryota; Fungi; Ascomycota; Pichiomycetes; Serinales; Metschnikowiaceae.
AUGACCUGUUUCCACCAUUACAAAUCCCAACUCUACACACCUCCAUCAUCAGAGUCUAGCGAUCUUCUUUGCCGCAAUCACUCUCGUAGAUCUUAUAUAGAAGCGCCUCUUAUUCCAAUUCUGCCUUUUUCUUCCUCCAAAUCGGCAAACUCAAGUAAUUCAAGGAUUACAUUCUCCACUUUCCACCAACACACAUUCAUCCAAAACACAAUGUCGUACGACCCUAAAGGCACCGUCGCCAAAGUUUUCGAGCCCCUUCUUGCAAACGAGCUCGCGUCCACUUACGGAAUCUCCGACGAUGCCCAGGACACCGCCGAGUACAUCAACGACAGAAUCGGCCAAGGUAAGUCUGCCGCAGAGAUCUGUCUGGACGUCAAGGACGUGAUCAACAUCCCGAUCGACGAGGCUUUCAUGGGCCGUGUGUUCGCUGAAAUCACCCGUUUGCAGCAGCUCGAGGCUUCGGGACAGCCACUCACUCCUCAGCAACAACAACAACAACAGCAGCAGCAGCCACAGCACCAAGAGCAGGCUCCUCAAGAAGUUGCACAACCUCAAAUGACUCAGAGUCUGUUCCCUGCUGCUGCCCCCGUUGCUCCUGCUACAUCCGCUGCACCUGCCCCUGCCAUUAAUCCAUUCUUCCCCAAUGGCGCCCCUGCUCCCACAUUCAGCACUCCAGUUGGCGGAGGGUCUCAGCAAAACCAGAAACCAAAGGUGUUCCCUUCUGGCCCUGCAAUGAAGGGCAACACCCAGAAAAAGGGCCAUGUGGACUUCCACAAAGUCGGCUCUGAGCCCAGAAAGACUGGCAUCCAGAAAGGAAAGCCAACCCGUGGCGGCGUGGGUAAGGACUAUGACUCCAAAACAAACCAAAGAGCCACUCAGAGAAAGGGUAUCAACGCUGCCAACUUGCAACGUACCUUGAACGCCGGCUCUGAUGCCACCGUCAACAUGCAAACGUUUACCCAACGUCCGCCAAAGGGCCGUUGUCAGGAAUUCCCACACUGCUCAAACAUUGCUUGUGAAUUCUCACAUCCUACUAGAAACUGCUUCAAGUAUCCAGAAUGUCCCAACCCACCAGGAACCUGUGACUAUUUGCACCCAUCUGAGGAUCAGAAGUUGAUCCAGGAAUUGGCAAAGACUAAGACCGCUUUCAGAGACCGUAGAGCCCAAGCUGCUGUCACAGUCGACCUGUGUAAGUUUGGUGUUCUUUGCUCCAAAGAAUUGUGUCCUUUCGGUCACCCAACUCCAGCCAACAAGCAUGCCAAGGUCAUGGUUCCAAAAUGGUGUUCCCAACCAAGAGACUGCAGUGAUCCCGAAUGUCAAUUCGCUCACUCUUCUCCCAACUACCAGGCAGAGCCUGUUCGUUCGACUCCAGCACCUCGUCCAGGUGCCAAAGGUGGUCGUCUGGCUAGAGUUGCAACCACCUUGGAGCAAUGUAAAUUCGGCAAAGGAUGCACCAAUUCAUCCUGCCCAAAGAGACACGCUACCUCGAUGGUUGCAUGCCAUGGUGGUUAUACCUGCACACGUAUGGAUUGUACUUUCGCUCAUCCGAUCUUGGAGCCUUGCCGGUUUGGAGACGAAUGCAAGAGCAAAACCUGUUUCUACAUCCAUCCUGAUGCUCGUGAACAUCGUCUCUUCUUUAGAGGUGACGGUCUGGAAAACACUUCCAAUAGAACGUUUGCCGUUCCUGAGGACCAGGUAAUGGAGCAGGCAGUUCAACAAUGA